AAAGCUGUCGCAUAGCAUUACGCAUAAAAUGGUAUCGGCUCUUAUCAGACUGAACCAUUAUACUGCGGUUGCGUUGAUGUGCCUUUUUUCUGAUGGAAAAUAAGAUGGGAAUAUAAGCACUUUGUCAUCUCCCGAUUGUCGUCAUCCCAGUGGCGACAAUAAUAGCUCACGAACAACAAUCGAUAUUCUUAUCGAUCACAAUGCCAGGUCGGCCUCCGUUGGUAGCUGUGUUUGUGUUCAAAGUACACGUUGCUGAGGUAAAUUCAUUCACUAACGAAUUGUAGGUGGAUUUUUUUGUCUGUAGGGGAACAUUGUCCUUUUGACAAUGUAAUUGACCUCACUGUUUAUUUAUAAGUGGCAUAGUCCUAGUGUUAGUGCAUUUGAGCUAUUGUGACGAUCAUGAAUCAACAUGCCUAUUGUAAGUCAACCACCAGCUCUUUAGUAAGCUGUCUAGCCUGUUCAAUGUUCUUACUUUUGGCUGGGCAUGCUAGUUUACUUGCGGUCAGACUUGUGAUGUAGGCCUACUUCUGAACCAUCAUGGCCUCGACUACAGCACUGCAUAGGCCUAUGCCUUACGGGCGUCAUGUCGUGCUCUAAAAAUCACCCGGCUUUGCCAAAUUAGCCCCACGUAGGCCUCCUAUCCUUUGCAUCAGCUAGAUUGUGCAAUAUUUUGAACAGUAUAGUCUCGGCCAGGUAAUAAAAUCCAGGUCAGUGUCUACCGAUCGCAUUCUGAAGUUGGAUGAUAGUGGAGAUAACGCCGCUAUUGUUACGUGGCGGGUAGAAUACAUGUACAUGUCUUUCUGUUGACUAUACGUAUAACUGCAAUGACAUGGACACACGAAGCAGGUGGACGAAGUUGACCACGUCGGUGGAGAUAUACUCCGACUUUCUCUGAAGAAACCACAAAAUUCGCUUGCAGCAACUUUACCCAAAUCAUUCUUGUCAUGUGAGGAACCAGCGUGUAGUCACCGUCCGUCUCUGUACUUUUUCCGUGGAGCAAGUGGAGUAGGUCUUAGGUUAAGUUUCCUACUGUGUUCGCAAUUGUAAAAGACAACAGUGGAUAUUUAUUCAGUGUGCUUUUUACGUUGCAGACUGUGUGAUGGAAGAUGUUGUGCACACUUAGUUUGGCAGAGCACGGUCCAUCACGCGAUAGUCCAUGCAUAGCGCAUGAGCGACCUAACCAGCUUAUUUUGAAAACUUUGUACAGCUUUAUUUGGAAAACGCAUCGAACUGUACAGACCCAGUGAUUUUAGUUGACCUGUAGUGUAACUGCAUUCACGGCCUGAUUCAGUGAGGUGCCUGGAGUUACCAUAAUGGGACGUUUUACGGGCAAGAGUUGCCGGUUUCUGGCCAUGAUUUCCCUGACCACCGUGUUCUUCCUGGUGGAGCUAGUGACAGGCUACGCUACCAACUCACUGGCUCUCGUCUCGGACUCUUUCCACAUGCUGUCAGACAUCAUAGCUUUGGUGAUAGGCUUUCUAGCAUUACGGAUAUCCAAGAGAAGUUCUCCCACGGGGAGCUGGAAGCGUGCCGAGGUGUUGGGAGCUCUCAUCAACUCCGUCCUCCUGAUAGCGCUGUGCUUCACAAUCUUCGUGGAUGCCGUCCAGAGACUGAUUGUAGUGGAGGCCAUAGAGAACCCUGUACUGGUUCUCAUCGUGGGCUGCGUGGGGCUGGUUAUUAAUGGAGUUGGCCUGUGCCUCUUCGGCUCACAUGGUAUGCCGCAUGGUCACUCCCAUGGGGGCGUGGAAAGCCACGCCCAUGAGCGAAACUCCAAAUGGCAGAAAUUAGACUUGGAACCCUUAUCUGCCGAAGAAGAAGAAACGGCACUUGACGAACCAUCUUCCACGGUCAAAGGAACGAAGGAACUGAGUGAUGAAACGAAAACAGUGGGCGCAGCGCCCUCUCACGCCCAUUUGAACAUGAGAGGCGUGUUCCUACACGUGUUAGGGGACGCGUUAGGUUCUGUAGUGGUCAUCAUCAGUGCACUGUUCAUCUGGUUGACGGACUUUGAGUGGAGAUACUACGUCGAUCCAGCUAUGAGUCUGAUCAUCGUUGCUAUUAUCACAGUUACAACCGUCCCCUUAUUCCGGCAGUCAAGCAAACUCCUCUUACAAUCGCUUCCAUCAGAAAUGAAUGAAGAAGAUAGCACGGAAAAGCUUCAAAGAGAUAAGACGGGUACCAGUUACCUAGCCACAGCCCACAUCUGGUUUCACGACAAGGACGAUUACACAAUAAUGGCCGACGACAUCAAGUCAUAUCUCAUGGACAAAGGAAUUGAUGCCACGACGACGAUACGAGAGAAUACUGAUGUAAAUGUACACAGUGAAUCAGCGAAUGGUGCUUGUGUAUAGGAUAUUAAUUAGUUUUUUUACUGCUUGGUGGCAGCAAACUUUCAGACUCACAAUCAAUGGUUAAGGAUGUGGCUACAACUAAUUAAAACUGAUAGGCAAAGGAGUCUAGGCCUUAGCCAUAGGGUGAGGACAUUUUCAAGCACCACGCUUGUUUAGCAAACUGCACUUUUGUCAACGAAGGGUUGCAAAACUAUGGAAGGUCCAACACUGCAAAAAUGAAGAAGAGUUAUUACAGAUGACCAAAAUAUUAUUUGAUUGUUGGAAAUAUAACAUUGUCAACAAAGCUACAACACAAUUCCUACACAUGCCUUUUUACUAUGUAUUGAGGGCGUUUGGAGGACUUUUAAAAGAAAACUAUGUUGUCAACCAUGGCUUCAAUUUAUGCGCUUGCGGCAGCCCAUAUAAAAUGGCGUAAAUGUAACAAAAGUAAGGUCUUUAUAAUCAACUCUAAAGCAUUAUCGGUUGAACAAAAUGUGAACGUAAAAUGUGGCUUUGUGUCUUGCUGUGCUCUGUCUACUGCAGUUUUUUUUUUAAAUAGUAAUAGCAUUGUUAACCCGAGAUGAAAGUACUGGUUUACAAACAAAAUAUCAACUUAAAAUAUAGGUAUUGUGUAGACCUAUAGUCAAUUUGCUAGUCAACUUGCUAUCGCCUUUUGUUUGCACCUUCGUUCGCAACGGCACCCACAUUUGCUGGUUGUUGCAAUUUAGUCUGGUCCCAUGAUCUGACGAUCCCCAGACGUCUCGGUUUGGUUAAGCGAAAUUGGCGGUCUACCUGACUUAAGAUCUGACUUAAGCCCGAAACAGCUAAUUAUUAUUCGGUCUGUCAACCUCAGACUUAGGUUAUAGGUAGCACACUGAAAACAGUUCCGUAAAACUGUUAGAUGGCUAUAUUCUUUUACAAGAUGUAUUGAAAUAACGUUUGAUUUAUUACGGUCUUUUCUUUAGUAUGUUGAACUCAACACAAAUUCCAGUUUUUAAUUAAGUUUUAACGUGUUUCCUGAAGGCCAAAUUGCUGCAUGUUCAUACGUACAUCUAAAGCCGGUUCUUUGUAAUCUCCUUUAAAUGUAUUUCAGCCCAUGAUAUGUUAUAAAUCCUUUUCAUAAAGUUAACACCUUUGUCGGUGAUGUGAUAUUUUGUAGAAGACACAAUUAUGCUGAACUUGAACAUUACUCUUCUUUUGUUAUUAAUAUAAUGAAUUCUGCAGUUGACAUUAUUUCAAACCCCUAUAUUUAUAACUAAAUUUAAUAACAAUACAAAUUUAUAAUCUUGUUAUUAUUUUACGUUACGAAGUCGGAACUUUACGUUACGAAUGGCUACGUAUUCAAAAAAAUGUUUAAAACUAAUACACUCUUUUUACCAUUGAAAAUCACAUCAAAAUAAUCAAGUUGAUAUGUAAUUUAAUCUCGAAACUAACGAUGUAUGAUCCAACCAAACGUCUAAAAUUAUGUCUAGCGUAAAUGUAAUGUAACAUUGCUUUAAUUUCCGUUGUACAUGUAAAUGCUGCAGGUGGCGGUCGACAAUAAAUUUUAAAGAAUUCUUUGCAAGAUUCCUCAGAUUGCCAGAAAGGAAAUCUAUUAACAGAGCCACCCACUAUUUGCAUAAAACUAUUCCGUAAGUCUUUUUUUCUGGAAGUUCUUUUGACUCUUUGUUUCGUUAUACUUCUAUUUUGGUGACAUAAACGCUUGAAAUAAAUCAAACGAAAUAAAUAAAGAAAUAACGGUAAUAUAUCUUUAGUCAUGCUUUCUUCUAUUACUAGACCACAAUCUUAUAUCAUUUUUCGGUAUUCUUCCAUCGAGCAAAGACUAUAUAUUUUUAGAAAUGUUUAGAUAAAUUUGUCCCUUUCUGGAUGGGAUAUGCCAACUGUUUUUUAACUGGCAGUUUUGGUCCGUUCAAAAUUUGUUUGAAAUUAGGCAAACUCAGAUGUUGGAAAUCAAUCAAUGCAAGACUUUGAUUUGACAUUGUUAUUUUGCUGCAGGUGUACAUAGUUGCAUUUUUCAAACUUUGCCAAACGUGCAUGUUUCAUGAAUAUCUGUUCGGCAGUGACGAAGUAAUUUUAAUAUGAGAGAGUGUUAUUUGACUUGAAAUAAUAAACUGAAUAUUCGUAAAGCAA
This is a messenger RNA of Patiria miniata (bat star), 4460 nucleotides long. RefSeq names its product zinc/cadmium resistance protein-like. The transcript has 6 exons. Gene Ontology annotation, molecular function: zinc ion transmembrane transporter activity. Gene Ontology annotation, cellular component: membrane. NCBI's taxonomy places the organism in Eukaryota, Metazoa, Echinodermata, Asteroidea, Valvatida, Asterinidae. Bases 1314 to 2351 code for a protein of 345 amino acids. The record is from RefSeq and is a predicted model, not a curated record. Gene Ontology annotation, biological process: intracellular zinc ion homeostasis; detoxification of zinc ion; zinc ion transmembrane transport.